Molecule: messenger RNA, 1344 nt
Organism: Penicillium maclennaniae
Lineage: Eukaryota; Fungi; Ascomycota; Eurotiomycetes; Eurotiales; Aspergillaceae
Product: zinc-dependent alcohol dehydrogenase
Exons: 4
Coding region: 1-1344 (447 amino acids)
Molecular function (GO): oxidoreductase activity; zinc ion binding
Source: RefSeq, a predicted model, not a curated record
AUGGCGUUCACGCAGGCUGCCAAUUUGGUAGAAAAGGCGCUCGGCCACGAUAACAAUGCAUCAAUCACGACAGACGUGAGCAACUAUGACAAUGAGCAUGGAAUGGAGACUGGAGACUUAAUUCAAGCGACGAUCUGGGAUGGCAAGAACCAGGUCAAACUUGUCAAAAUGCCCAUGCCUAGAGUUGCCGAUCCGGGUGAUGUGAUCGUCAAGGUAACGGGUAGCACCAUCUGUGGUAGCGAUCUCCAUUUGUAUCAUGGUGUCAUUCCGCAGCUGCAGAAAGGGGAUGUACUCGGCCACGAAUGCUGUGGUGUGGUCGAGAGUGUAGGGCCUGAGGCCGAUAAGGUCAAAGUCGGCGACCGAGUGGUGGUGUCGUUCCCCAUCGCGUGCGGUGACUGCGGAAACUGCCAGAAAGAGCUCUUCUCGCAAUGCGAAAGGACCAAUGAAAACACCAUUGAGAAUGUACUCUAUGGAAAACGGACAGCUGGUAUGUUUGGGUAUUCGCAUUUCACGGGCGGCUUCGCCGGUGGCCAAGCCGAGUUUAUUCGGGUGCCUUAUGGCAAUGUGAAUCUGCUUCCGAUUCCCGAUGAUGUCCCCGACGAGAAGGCUCUGUUCUUGUCUGAUGUUUUGGCAACGUCUUGGCACUGUGUGGUGGACACUGGUGUCAAGAAAGGCGACGUGGUUGCCAUCUGGGGCUCAGGACCCAUUGGCCAAAUGUGUGCCCAAUUCAGCUUCUUCCAUGGUGCCGAUCGUGUCAUCAUGAUCGAUGGUGGCAAUGGCGCCUGGCGACUGGACUAUGUGAAAACCAAAGUACCCAAGGUCGAGACCCUUGACUUCACAAAUCUUCCGAAAGGCGAAUCCGUCACAUCACAACUCAAGAAGAUGGUUCAUGGUGGACCCGAUGUUGCCCUGGAGUGCGCAGCAGGCGAGUAUGCAAAGGGAUGGAUGCACUACUUUGAGCAGAUGCUGGGAAUGGAGACUGAUAGUUCAGAGAUCCUUAACGAGAUGAUCACAUCAGUCCGAUCGUUCGGACGGGUGGGCGUAACUGGCAUUUACGCAGCAUAUACCAAUCACUUCAACAUCGGAGCCUUGAUGGAGACUGGAGUACGCUUGAUUGGAAACGGACAAGCCCCCGUGCACAAAUACUGGAAACAAUUGAUGGAGCUCAUCCAGAGUGGGCAACUUAACCCGUUAGACAUGGUGACUCACCGUGUGCGCCUUGAGGAUAUGGAAAAAGUAUACGCUGCAUUUGAUAAACGUGAUCAGGGGAUGCAGAAGAUCUUCGUGCAGACCAGACACUCUGCUCCCCCCUCAGAUGGCGCGCCGAAAUUGACGGUGAUGUGA